Molecule: messenger RNA, 1782 nt
Organism: Penaeus chinensis
Lineage: Eukaryota; Metazoa; Arthropoda; Malacostraca; Decapoda; Penaeidae
Product: retinoid-inducible serine carboxypeptidase-like
Exons: 9
Coding region: 103-1674 (523 amino acids)
Biological process (GO): proteolysis
Molecular function (GO): serine-type carboxypeptidase activity
Source: RefSeq, a predicted model, not a curated record
AGGGAGAUAUGAAGAGUGAGAAAGAAAUAGAUCAAGACUGAAGUCAGCGCGACCGUAAGGCCAAACCAGCGGUCACUCUUUCGUGCGUUUCUGUGAGGCGACAUGAAACUCCUUCUGGCUCUCGCUGCGCUCCUCGGGGCCGGCCUGUCCGCGGCCGCUCCUUUGGAUGAAGACUAUGGCUAUGUGACAGUCCGUCCCGGUGCCCACAUGUUCUGGGUAAUGUAUCACACAGAACAGGAGGGCGACUACACCAAGUUCCCACUCAUUAUGUGGCUCCAGGGAGGCCCAGGGGCUUCGGGCGUCGGAUACGGAAACUUUGAAGAGCUCGGUCCGUACGACAUUAAUGGAAACCGCAGAGAAGGGGCGUGGACCAAGAAGGCCAACGUGAUGUUCGUGGACAACCCUGUCGGAACCGGGUACAGCUAUGUUGACAACUUCAGUGAUCUGACUGUAGACAACGCCCAGAUCGCUGCUGAUCUCGUGGUGCUUGUCAAGGAAGCCUUCAAGGUUAAUCCCGACAUGGAAAGAAUGCCCUUCUAUGUAUAUGCCGAAUCCUAUGGAGGCAAAAUGACCGUCGACUUCGCGCUAGCCUUUGAUCAGGCUAUAAAAAAUGGCGAAGUUGUGAGUGACUUCCGUGGCGUAGCCUUAGGAGACUCGUGGAUCAGUCCAAUGGAUUCUGUCAAUACCUGGGGAAUGUUCCUCUACCAGAUGGGCUUCGUCAAUAUCGAAGGUCUGCAGAAGGUGGACGCGGCGGCCCUCAAGACCCAGGAGGCGGUGGACGCUGGUAGAUGGUCUGAUGCUACUGACGAAUGGAGCAACACUGAGCUUGUCGUCAUGGACGUGGCUCACAACGUCAAUUUCUACAACGUACUUGCCGAAGAUGACAUCUACCGGGACAACACUAAACCGCAUUCUCUUGGCCUUUCUUUCAUGCCGGAAAAACUUCGCCGAUUGUACAAGCAUCACGUCCUGAGCAGGCACCAAACCCGCGAUCUUCUGGGUGACUUCAUGAACGGAGCGCAGGCCGAGCACUGGAACAUCCCUCCCGAAGUGGAAUGGGACGCCCAGGGCGGGAUGGUGUUUAGCGCCCUCGCUGGGGAUUUUAUGAAGCCAGUUGUUGACUCAGUGAUACAGUUGCUCACUGAGACAAAUCUUCACGUUGCUGUUUUCACUGGGAAUCUCGACCUCAUCUGUGACACUCCAGGUACUUAUCGCUGGAUUGAGAACAUGGAGUGGCCAGGCAAGCCCAAUUUCACGGCUACGGACACGGUCCCCAUCUACAUAUCGGCUUACUCUGCUCCUGCAGCCUUCGUCCAGAAAUCCGGACAGUUCUCAGUGUACACCAUACUGCGCUCUGGACACAUGGUUCCGAUUGAUGCUCCUGAGAUGGCUCUUAAGAUGAUUGACAUGAUCACGGCAUCCACAUCUAAGAACUACACACCAGAGAAAGAUAUCUCAAAAGUAGGUCAGUCGCCAAACGAAACUAAAGAAGCAGUGGCAAAGGUGACACCGAAGACAAAGAAAGCAUCCCCCCGAAAGGCAAAGCAAGCAGGGAAGUCCAAAGGGACCCCCAACGCAGCGCGCGCGAAGGUGCUGGCCGCGCACCCGAACCCCGCCACGCCGACCGGGAAGCGACUCUCCAAACUAGUGCCUGCUGCGAAGGCCCUUCACUGAGGAGUCUCAGCCACAAGAACAAGUCGUAGGCAUCAUCACUUGUUCUUACUAUCUUUACAUGAUCGAUUGAUUAGGAUAUUCUUUGGAAAAUAAAUCGAGAUCGUUGUC